Messenger RNA from Jatropha curcas, 570 nucleotides. The record is from RefSeq and is a predicted model, not a curated record. Lineage: Eukaryota; Viridiplantae; Streptophyta; Magnoliopsida; Malpighiales; Euphorbiaceae.
CAGCCAAAAGUUUCAGAUUUUGGGUUAUCUAGGUUAUUUAGUAGAGAUGACCUAAUUGGCAAUUUAGGGUUUUCAAGAGUAAGAGGUACAAGAGGUUAUAUGGCUCCUGAAUGGAUAUUUAAUUUGCCCAUUACUUCCAAAGUGGAUGUUUAUAGCUAUGGAAUUGUAGUGUUAGAGAUGAUUACGGGAAGGAGUCCAUCAAUGGCUGGCUAUGGUGAUAAUGGUGGUGAGGAAGUGGAGAAUAUGAGAUUGGUCGAAUGGGUGAUGGAGAAGAAAAGAAGAGCUUCUGAAACUAGUAUUUGGGUUAAAGAGAUUGUGGAUCCUGUCUUGGGGGUGAAUUAUGAAGCAAAGAAAAUGGAAAGUUUGAUAAGAGUGGCAUUGAAGUGUGUGGAGGAAAGCAGAGAUGGAAGACCCACCAUGAGUCAAGUGGUUGAGAUGAUUUUACAACUUGAAAGUUAUCAUUAAUCAGCUGGAGAAAGUAAAGAAAUUGAUGUAAUGUUGCUUAUAGUAAUUGAUGAUUUUCAUGCAUGUAAUUAUAUUGUAUAAUCCAAACUUGAUUUUCUGUUGUUA